UUUUUACGUUAUUUUCCCAUGUGCACAUGAUAUUUUGAGACUUGCAGGCAUUUCAAUAAGUCAAUUUCAUACUGCUGACAGUAGUAAUCAGCAACUAGGGCCUGUCUAUGGUGCCUCAGUUCAGACUGAGGCCAGGUCUACACUAAAAGGGAAUAUUGAAUCAAGAUACGCAAUUCCAGCUACUCAAUAUACUUUGUUUUGAGUUUCCCUGCCCUCUCCACAGUGAUGGAAGACAGUCAGGCAUAUGUUUCCAGAAGUACUCAGUAGAAAAGAGAUGUGUCUGAGGGCCUGCCAUCUCUUAAGAUAUCAAGACCACUCUGAUGCAGGUCUUCUACUCUUCUCUCUCAUGGAGAUGAAACCACCUAUUUCCCGAGCAAAGAUGAUUCUCAUUACUAAAGCUGCCAUUAAAGCGAUUAAGCUCUACAAGCAUGUAGUCCAGAUAGUAGAGAAGUUUAUCAAAAAGUGCAAACCGGAAUAUAAAGUCCCUGGAUUAUAUGUUAUUGACUCUAUUGUUCGUCAGUCUCGUCACCAAUUUGGAACAGACAAAGAUGUUUUUGGGCCAAGAUUCUCUAAAAAUAUAACUGCCACAUUCCAGUAUUUAUAUCUCUGUCCAUCUGAAGACAAGAGUAAGAUAGUUCGUGUCCUGAACCUCUGGCAGAAAAAUGGAGUGUUUAAAAUAGAAAUCAUUCAGCCUCUCCUGGAUAUGGCAGCGGGAACAAGUAGUGCAGUUCCAAUGACAGAGAAUGCUACAAAUAAUGAAGGUUCACCACCCCCUCCAGCAAAGGUGCCAUCUGAGCCCACCCAAGUCACUGCUAAUUCAGUACCUACUGUGUCACAGUUGCCUAGUUCUGAUGCCUUUGCUGCUGUAGCUCAAUUAUUUCAGACAACACAAGGACAACAGCUUCAGCAGAUUCUUCAGACUUUUCAGCAACCUCCAAAACCCCAGUCUCCAGUCAUAGAUAAUACUGUUAUGGCUCAGGUUCAGGCUAUUACUGCUCAGUUGAAGACUACAACAACACAACCACCAGAACAAAAAGCUGCUUUCCCACCUGAGCAAAAAACGUCUUUUGAUAAGAAGCUGCUAGAUCGAUUCGACUAUGAUGAUGAGCCAGAAGCAGUAGAAGACUCAAAGAAAGAGGAUUCAACUCAGUCUCCUUCCAUUUCUCAACCACCAUUUGGAUUUCCAGGAGAAGGUAUGCAACCACCAGUAUAUCCACAGCUCCCAAAUAUAGAUCCAUUUCAACCACGGCUGAUGGGAAUGCAGCAAGAUCCAAUGCACCACCAGGUCCCACUACCUCCUAAUGGACAAAUGCCAGGUUUUGGACUUCUACCAACUCCCCAGUUUCCUCCCAUGACUCAGCCUGUGAUACCAGCAACACCACCAGUACAGCAAACUUUCCAGUCUCCUUUCCCAGUACAGAGUGAACCACACAUACAGAAAACACAUCAGCAGGAUAUGGAGGUAGAACAGCCCUGUGUUCAGGAAGUUAAACGGCAUGUUUCUGAUAACCGAAAAUCAAGAUCUAGAUCAGCAUCAAGAUCUCCAAAAAGGAGACGAUCGAGGUCUGGCUCUCGGUCUCGAAGGUCACGUCAUCGUCGCUCUCGUUCCCGAUCCCGGGAUAGGCGCCGACACUCUCCUAGAUCUCGGUCACAGGAAAGGCGUGAACGAGAAAAAGAGCGAGAACGCCGGUCAAAAGGCCUUCCUCAAAUCAAAUCAGAAACUGUAAGCGUUUGUAGUACUACACUCUGGGUUGGACAACUAGAUAAAAGAACAACUCAGCAGGAUGUUGGAAGUCUUUUAGAGGAGUUUGGCCCUAUUGAAUCUAUAAAUAUGAUCCCGCCUAGAGGAUGUGCCUAUAUUGUAAUGGUUCACAGACAAGAUGCUUACCGUGCCCUACAAAAACUGAGCCGAGGCAACUUCAAAGUCAAUCAGAAAUCCAUAAAGAUUGCAUGGGCUUUAAAUAAAGGAAUUAAACCAGACUAUAAGCAGUAUUGGGAUGUAGAAUUAGGUGUUACCUACGUACCGUGGGACAAAGUGAAGCCUGAAGACCUUGAAAGCUUUUGUGAAGGAGGAAUGUUGGACAAUGAAACUCUUAGCCCAGAGUGGAAAGGAAUUCCUAAGAAAUCUGAAAAUGAAGUAGCCCAAAACGGAGGUGCAGAAACUACACAUACUGAACCAGUGUCGCCUAUACCUAAACCAUUACCUGUUCCAAUGCCUGUUCCCAUGCCAGCACCUAUAACAGUACCUCCUCCACAGGUUCCUCCACAUCCAUCCGGUCCUCCUGUAGUUGGUGCACUUCAGCCACCUGCUUUCACGAUUCCUCCUCCUGGAUUUGCCCCUGGUGUACCACCACCUCCAUUUUUGCGACCUGGAUUCAAUCCAAUGCAUUUGCCCCCAGGCUUUCUUCCUCCUGGACCACCGCCUCCUUUAACCCCUCCAGUAUCUGUUCCUCACACUCCAGCAAUAAGCAUCCCAAAUUGUUUCUCAGCUACUGCGCCUACCAUAAGUGAAGACACUACGAAAGACUUAUCUAUUGGAAAUCCCAUUCCAACAGUGGUUUCUGGAUCGAGAGGGAAUGCUGAGACUAGUGAUGGUUCCAAAAUAUUUGCAACUGUUCCACCACCUGUAACACCUCCUAACAUACCUCCACCUGUUACCCAACCUAUUUCGCUUCUUGGUACUCAAGGGGUUACACCACCUGCACCUGUGAUUGGGCUACAGGCACCAUCUACUGGCCUCCUUGGGGCACGGCCUGGUUUAAUACCACUCCAGCGACCUCCAGGACUACAACGGUUUCCCUUGAUGCCACCUCGGCAUAUGCCUCCCCAUAUGAUGCACAGAGGUCCACCUCCAGGACCAGGGAGCUUUGGAAUGCCUCCGCCACAUGGAAUGAAAAACCCUUUCCCACCACCUGGUCACUUUGUCAGGCCUGGCGGGAUGCCAGGAGCUGGAGGACAAGGUGGGCCUGAAGAAAAUAGAGAUGGGAGGCAGUUUAGGAAUGAUAGGCAGACAUUCACUCCUAAUAGAGACCAAGAAAGGUUUGGAAGGAGGUCUUUUGGAAACCGGGUAGAAAAUGAUCGUGAGCGCUAUGGUAACCGCAACGAUGAUAGAGAUCAUGAGCGACUUGGUAAUCGUGAAAGGAGAGAAUGGGGAAGAAGAAGCCCUGAACGUGAUAGACAUAGAGACUUGGAGGAGAGAAAUAGAAGGUCCAGUGGACACCGAGACAGAGAGAGAGAUUCUAGAGAUAGGGAGUUUCGUAGAGACAAGGAAGAAAAUAGAGGAAAGGAAAAACCCGAGCUGACAGACAGGGCAGAUGGUGACAAAAACCACGAAUCUCAUAGUGGCAAAAUGGAAAAUGCAGACAUUGUUUCAGAACUUAAUAAAGGGGAAUCUGAACCGAGAGGUGUAAAAGCUGAUGAAGAGUUAACAUCUGAGGCUACCUCAUCUGUUGAGCAAGCCGAAAAGGAUACCAGCUCAGUUGUAGAGGCUCCUCGCUAGAGACUGGAAUUUGUCAAAAACAUGACAGUGACAUUUAUUGGAGUGUAGAGCUUUAGAGUUGUACAGUAUUGCUGUAUUAUAUUUGCUUCUGCUAUAUCACAACCCCUCAGUAGUUUGUGGGGAAUUGUAAGCAAUUUGAUUGCUUCCCUUCUAUUUAAAAUAGCAACAACAUAACACAAAAUACUGAAGAUAUGAAUAUUAUCCAUUUUUGCUGUAACUUUUUUAAAGUUUUGACUUUAAAAAGUUUACAAAUCAAAAGUAGAAGUGCUUUCUAUUUUUUUUUUAAUUUAAGAAAAGGUAACGGUGAAAGCUUCUCAAAACAAUAGGGAUGUGUUUUUAAUAAACUCUAUUUUCGUAACAAACUUUAAUGUGUGCUAUUCUUCCUACACUGCACUGAAGUGGAAAAGGAUUGUUCAACAUCUUAAAGUUUGAACUGUUAAUGCUGUACUGGAGUCUAAAUUAGACUGUUUUGUUUAUAAUUGUUAAAAAGAAAUACAUUUGUUUGUGUAGCUAUUCAUAAAAGCAAAUUUUUAUUUGUAAUAGUUAUUUUGAUUUUUAGAUUGCUGCAUUUUAAUGAUCUACUUGACCAUACUAGGUAAAGGUUAGUGGUUUUAAAAUGUUAUUUGAAAAGGUAAAUGUUUGUGUUUGCAAUGCAAUCAAGGUUUUAUUUCUUUUUCAAUUGGUUCUAUAAUGUUGCCCUAAUUAAUCUUUAAAAAUACUUACUGACAAAGCAGACCACUUCCAACAUAGUCUGCUCUGCUUGUAAUGUAAUAUAUUAAGAGUGUGUGUGGUGGGCUAGGGAAGCACCAGUUCAGCAUCUUUUGUACUUGUAAUUCAUUAAUGCUUUUUGGAAAGGAGGAUGGAAGAGAAAUCAAAGACACCAAAUCACCAAUUUAAAAUGCUAACCUAUUUUUUUUAAGUGGGGGAGGGGUGGAAAGUGGUGGUGGGGGUAUUCAAGGAUUUUAUAAAAUGCUGUGUUCCUUCACACAAGUUUAGCCAAUUGUUUGUUUAUAUUAACAUUACCUAUUUCUUGUAUUUGAGCAAGAGGUAGGCUUAACCUUUUUGCCCAUUUGAUGGUGGUGUAAUCAAAUGAAUGGAAGAAUACACAUUCCUGUAUCUGUGUAAGUUUAACUGUUCUCUCUCCAUCUGCCAGAUUAUUUGUAAAAUAAACUACAAAAGGGCAAGUGUUUAAAUCUAAUAGCCCUUUUGAUGCAGACAAUUUAGGAGCUACCAACAAUAAUCUGAAACUAACCACAAAACCCCAAAGAAUUCUGUAUCUGGAAGCUUUCUCCUUGAUUACCCUGUGCACAAGAAAAUGAGGCCUAUAUUACACAAGUUCAACUGAAGUUUAUCAUAUGUAGUGGAAAAAUUUGUAUGACUCUUGUCCAUGUUCACGUUUUUCCCCUUGAGAGUAGAUGUGCUCUGCAUUUUAAAGUUGAUAUUUUCUUUCCUUUCUAAACUGAAGGGCAGCUGCUUUCUUACAUCAAUACUUUUUUCAUAGUUGGGAUUUUUUUUUGGUGGGGGGAUAACAGGAGGAUGAUGACAUGGGGGAAGAGGACAUAUAUUUUUGUUCUUGCAAUAGCAGAAUAAAGAAAAAAAACUGUUUACUUA
Messenger RNA from Pelodiscus sinensis (Chinese soft-shelled turtle), 5110 nucleotides. NCBI's taxonomy places the organism in Eukaryota, Metazoa, Chordata, Testudines, Trionychidae. The record is from RefSeq and is a predicted model, not a curated record.